Messenger RNA from Brassica napus (rape), 1991 nucleotides. RefSeq lists its product as uncharacterized. The transcript has 3 exons. The record is from RefSeq and is a predicted model, not a curated record. Gene Ontology annotation, cellular component: endoplasmic reticulum. Lineage: Eukaryota; Viridiplantae; Streptophyta; Magnoliopsida; Brassicales; Brassicaceae. The coding region runs from base 518 to 1828 and encodes 436 amino acids. Gene Ontology annotation, biological process: ubiquitin-dependent protein catabolic process. Gene Ontology annotation, molecular function: metal ion binding; ubiquitin-like protein conjugating enzyme binding; ubiquitin protein ligase activity.
UCAGAUAAUCGCGUGAAACUCAAGACCGGUAUUAGCCUAAACCGGAGCGUACCAGAUUCCUCUCCUUCUUCCUUCUCCUCUCUCUGCUUUAAGCCUAAUUAGACAAGAUUUGGACGUUUCGUAAUCUAAAGGUGCGAAUUUUCCAUGGCGUUGCCAGCUAAAGCUUCAAGCUUGGUGUUCUAGGCUGAUUGAUCAACCAUGUUCUUAUGAUCUUACCUUCCUAAUCCCAGCUCCAGGUCGUUGAUUCAUCUCUUUCCAGCUCUUCUGGAAGGUUGCGGAUUUCUCAGGCGGGAGAUUUGAGAAUUAGGGUUUCAUGAUUCAUGAUAUCCCCAAAUUGAUUGAUUUAGGGCUGGCUCAGUAAUGGACUAAUGGCUAUCUCUAUCUGUAAUUAGCUUCUUGUUCACCUUCUCAUCGUUUAUCGUUUCGAAUCUGGAGCGAAUCUGAGUAUAUACCCAAUUCACACGCCUGUAGAUUGCUUCCACGGAUACCGCAAGUGAAAAGCAAGAGCCUUUUAUUGAUGGGUGAGGAGCUAGCUGACACAAUGAACCUGGAUCUGAAUCUAGGCCCUGGUCCCGAGUCAGAUCUCCAGCUGGUGUCAAACGAAACUGUUAAUUUAGCUGAUUGGACUAAUAAUAACCCAUCUGAGAGAUCCUCUGAAGCUGUUACGAGGAUCAGAACCCGGCAUAGGACGCGGUUCAGACAGCUUAACCUCCCCAUCCCUGUUCUCUCCGAAACCCAUGCCAUGGAUAUAGAGCUGAACCAGCUGAUGGGAAGUGGAGCUGCUUUGCAGACUGGUGAGGGUAGUGAAAGAGGCAAUGAGGAUCUGAAAAUGUGUGAGAACGGGGGAGAAGCUGUUGGGGACGGUGUAUCAGAGAAGAAAGGGGAUGUUGACAAAACUAGUGGCGGCGGUGAUGGUAACUUCUUCGAUUGUAAUAUAUGUUUGGAUUUGUCAAAGGAGCCGGUUCUCACCUGUUGUGGCCAUCUUUACUGUUGGCCUUGUCUCUUCCAAUGGCUAAACAUCUCUGACGCAAAGGAAUGUCCGGUUUGCAAAGGAGAGGUGACGGUUAAAACCGUGACACCUAUAUACGGGCGUGGGAACCAUAAACGAGAAGUUGAAGAGAGUUUAGAUACCAAGAUCCCUAUGAGACCACAUGCUAAACGCAUCGAGAGCUUGAGGAAUACGAUUCAAAGGUCUCCUUUUACUAUACCGAUGGAAGAAAUGAUUAGACGUAUACAGAGUAGGUUUGAGAGGGACUCAGCCCCUGUCCCUGAUUUUAGCAACCGGGAGGCUUCAGAAAGAGUGAACGAUCGAGCCAACUCGAUUCUUAACCGGUUGAUGACUUCUAGAGGAGUUAGAUCAGAGCAGAACCAGGCUAGUGCUGCUGCAGCAACAGCAUCAGAGGAUAUCAAUCUGAACCCGGACAUUGCUGCUCCUGAUCUUGAAGGAGAGACCACCACGAGAUUCCAUCCUCUGUUGAUCAGGAGACAGCUACAGUCACAUAGAGUCGCAAGGAUCUCGAACUUCACUUCUGCGUUGAGUUCUGCUGAGCGGCUUGUAGACGCGUAUUUUAGAACGCAUCCACUGGGGAGGAACCACAACCACCAAGAGCUGAACCAUCAUUCUCCUGUUGUGGUUGAUGAUAGAGACUCUUUCUCAAGCAUUGCAGCUGUUAUAAACUCUGAGAGUCAAGUGGAUACUGCGGUUGAGAUUGAUUCCAUGGUCACUCUUUCGACGUCUUCUUCGAGGAGAAGGAAUGAGAAUGGGUCGAGAGUUUCUGAUGUUGACAGUGCUGAUUCUCGCCCGCCUAGGAGAAGGAGAUUUACUUGAAAAACUAAAGCUUUCAGUCUGUGGAAGAUGAUGAUGAUGAAGAGGAAGAUUGUAACUGUAUUUUUCUUUUUCUUGUGUCGCUUGUUGGUUUGUUGUAUUUUGAUUUGUAAUUUUCGCAAUAGGGAUGGUAUUUUACUAUUUUUAAUCAAAGUUUUAUUAUCUU